AUGCUCAUAUAUUUCAUCAUUUUGCGAUUAUACAUUUCGACAGCACGUCAACUGAAACGCCUUGAGAGCAUCCAUAGAUCACCAGUUUUUUCAAACUUCGAGGAAACAAUUCAGGGAGCAUCGUCUGUGCGGGCAUUCAAUAAGGUGAAACAGUUCCGAUCCACAUUUGGUGCUACUGUCGAUGCCUUCAUCAAAUGCAAGCACUGCAGCGUCAUGGCAGAUCGUUGGCUGGCAAUACGUUUGGAAUUUAUCGGUAAUCUAGUGAUCUUCUUUGCUGCUCUAUUUGCGGUCAUCUCGAAAGAAUUCGGUUGGGUGACUAGUCCUGGUAUAAUCGGUGUAUCUGUAUCCUAUGCUUUGAAUAUUACUGAAAUGCUCAAUUUCGGUAUACGUCAGAAUAAGUAUCGUGAGGGUCUUGAUCUCGUGCUGAAGCAGUUUGUAGCUGAUAUAGGCGAAGGAGAGAAAAUAGGAAUCGUAGGUCGUACGGGAGCUGGGAAGAGCUCUUUCACCCUUGCUCUUUUCCGCAUAAUCGAAGCCGUUUCUGGAAAAAUUAUAAUUGAUGAUGUUGACAUAUCCAAAAUCGGACUUCACGAUCUGCGCAGCAACAUUACCAUAAUCCCUCAGGGUUGA
Molecule: messenger RNA, 627 nt
Organism: Cooperia oncophora
Lineage: Eukaryota; Metazoa; Nematoda; Chromadorea; Rhabditida; Trichostrongylidae
Source: the annotation of a GenBank genome assembly